CAAGCUGAAGAUUAAAACAUACCAGACCAACAAAAAGAUUCUCCAACUUUUCCUCCAUGAUGAUAAUGAGUUCUCACUCCGAGAGAAAAGCCUCCUUCCCUGGUCUCUCAGUCCUGAUGUCACCCACCGCCCUGUCACCCACCUCCCCCAUACAGCGAGACCUAAACUCCCCCAGGGGGUCCAUCUUCGCACCCCUAUCCCUUACCGAUCCACCCAGCUGGGUGAUGCUGGCCCUCUGCAAUGUAGAGCAGGGCGAGAAAGAGCUGCAGAGCCUUAGAAAACGACAGACGAGUGAGGUGGAGGAAAUGAACCGAGAGCUUGACAACGCCAUCAUUGAGGCUCAGAGACAAGAGCGCCGACUGCUGGAAAAAGUUGAGCAGGACCACCGAGAAGCCCAGCGGCACCUGGAGCAGGUGAAGAGGGAGAACGCUGCGGCAGUGCGGGUUGGACAGUCCCUGGUGGACCGGCAGCUCCGCAAACUGGGCCAACUGAAGGAGCAGGUCCAGAGAUGGGGUGGAAGCAGUGGGGGACCCAAUAAGAACCAGCUUCAGAGGGGUGUGGCAGAAGUUACACAGCCUUGGGAAAUCUCCCUCUCCUUAAAGAGGGUCACUUUUCAGCCCGGUACGCAGCUGAAGGACGUUAGGUUAGGGGAGGUACAAGUCCAGGAUCAAAAUCUGAACUACCCUAUUGGUGUCUGCGGUGAAACAGGGAAGAAAUGUGCUCUUCACUCAGGGGAGAUGAAGUUUGGAGACCGUGGAUCAUUUGAAGUUCGGAAGGACCUUUCAUCCACAUCAAAUAGUGGGAGCAUGCGUGUAGUCAGGAAGCUCCGCCUGUCCACCACAGACAAGGAUGAGCCAAAGUCACCAGUCUCAAAGCCACCGCUCAGUCCCCGGCAUCGAGGAGCAUCUGAGUCAUCCAUGGAUGAGGAGCUAGACACACAUGGCCAGGACCUUUUCCUGGCUAUCCCUCCAAUCUCCAGCCAAGGGGAGUCGGAGGUAGACGAACCAGAAUGUGGACAAACUGGAAUCAAGAAAAGCUCCAUCCUCAAGUGUCAGAGAAAGCAAAGGACCCUGGUUCUCAUCCCCAGCGAGGAACCCUCCUGCCCUCCAGAAGGCGUCAGAUCUGAACAUAGUGACCAACCACAGACCUCUCCCAAGACCAGCCGUGGAGAACCCCAUCCCAGGUACAGCCUCCUGGACCUAUCUUCAAGAUGCGCACGCUCACGUCAAAGCCUGUCACCCAGCAAAUCCCCCCGUGGAACAUCCACUAAUGGGGGGAGUCCCCCAUCCCCGGCUGGCAGUGAGGACUGCUACAACUACAUCACCAUCCCCUCUCCUAGUAACAAUGUCUCCCUGAACCAGGAACACCGACGCGCCAUGUCGAUGGCGGACCUCUCCAGGAAGACCCGUCCUUUGAUCAAUGGGGGAAAGGGUGCUCACCUGGGAUUUAAGAGAGACAACCACUCCUGUCUAUCAUCUGCCUCCUCAACCCUGGAGCAAGGGAAUGGAUCUGAGUCUGGCGGCAGAAGCCCCACAAGCUCGGAUGAAAGAGAAUCAAGAUACCAGGGAAGGAGUGUAGGUUCUAACUGUGUGAGUCGAUCUCUGUCCAUGUCGGCUAUUGACAACGAAAGCCACCCUACAGCCAAGGAGAAACAAUCAGACAAUAGAAGGAGAGACAAACCAGAGCCAAUCCUGAGAGACCUGGAGGAGGAAGCAGGUUCAAGUGCCUUUGAGUCAGCAAAUCUGAUCAAGCAGUUUGGAAAGCAGGGCUCAGGGCGCUCCGACUUCAACCUGCCCAGCGGGCUCCACGCCACUGUCAAAGGGCAGCUUUUUGUGGUGGACUGUGGAAACGCCCGAAUUCAGGUGACCGACCUUCAGAAGUAUGUUGUGCAGCAGGUGUCCCCUACUGGAACUGAGAGAUCUGCCCGCAUCUGCAACUACUUUGAUGUGGCUGUGAACAACAAGGGCCUCAUUGCGCUGACCUGUGCUGCAGAGCGUGCCGUGUUGGUGUUCAGCCGUCAUGGACGCCUCCUCCAGACCUUCGGGGGUAACAUGAUAGGAUCCACCCAUGAAGAGCUAGAUGCACCAAGGGGAGUGACCGUCACCCGUCUGGAUGAGUUCCUGGUGGCCGACAUCAAGCGUGGAACUCUAACUGCCCUGAUGCUGGACCCCAAGACAGGCGCCAGGCUGGAGCGCACCAUAAUCACAGGAUUCCACAGGCCCUACCUGGUGGCUGCCUGCCUGACCUCUGGGCUGAUGGCUGUGUCUGAGCGGGGCAAUGAGACUGGCUGUGCGCCUUGCAUCCGAGUGCUGGAACCUGGCUGGAACACCAUCCGUGUCCUGGGGUUGUGCUCCGGCAUGGGGCCUGUCCUGGCCUGCCCCUGGGGCCUCAGCAUCGAUAGUGAUGGGGAUGUCUUGGUGGCAGACUGGGGCAGGUUGCACCGCGUCCUGCUGUACCCUGCCAAGGGCCUAGGCUGGCCCCUUGUUACCCAGGGUCUGAGCAGCCCCCGAGGCCUGGCCCUGCUGCCAGAGGGCCAGUUAGUGGUGUCAGACAGCAUGAACCACUGUAUUAAGAUCUACCAAUACAAGUGAGACACUGGCGGGGUGAAGCUGUCAAGAUGAGGGUGGAAAGAUGAAGAUGGUGAAGAAGUAGGCAUUCUCUAGUCAACACCGAUGCAGAUUUCAGUAAAUAACAACUACUUUGGCAUAAUCCUAGAGGAUCCUGUUGAGAAGUUCAUGUUCUUCUAGAAAAAAAGUGAAUCAUAAGUCACAAUGUAGGGUACAAAUUGCAAAAGAAGACAGACUGUAUAGAGUUGUGGAGAACAGUAGAGAAGAUUACAUCUUUAUUACCGCAGAGGACAAUUUCAUUUGCAGCAAACGUUUUAGCUUGUUUUUAAUUUGCCCAUUGUCUUAAAUGUGAUAAUCAUAGUUUGAUAAUGAACCAAAUGAAAAUGGUGAAGAAUAGCUGUAUAUAGCAAAAAUAUAUUUAGCAGAAGCAUAGUUGUAUUUUAAUAGCUACUACAGUGUAGAGCAGCAGUGAAUUAUUUACACCAUAUAACACAAAAUUAAGGGUCCGUGCUGUCCGGAACCCUUGGGACAUCCCUACCCCAUAAAUGUUUAAGGUAACGAUUAAGGUCAGGGUUAGGUAAGGGUUAUGGUUAAGGUUAAGGUUAGGUCUAGGGUAAGGGUAGAGGUUAAGGAUAAGCUUAGGGUUAGGGUUUAGAGUAGGGAUGUCCCAAGAAUCCCGGAUAGCACUGAUCCAAAACUAAGGGUGGAACUUUGUAUCUGUUAUUAGACUUCUAGGUAUUUCAAUGAAAAUUCAAGAGACAUUUUAAAUGGCUUGCUGUUGUUAUGAGUAGUUGAUUACUCACAAAAUAAACUAACUGUUCGCAAAAUUGGCCAUUUUAUAUAAUGUGUAACAACAGGGUAUGUGAUGUUGCUGUAAUUUCACCUCUGCCCUUACAAAAAAAGAUUGCCGUUUUGAAACUGCAGUAAAGUGCAGUAACUGCCGUCGGUUGUGAUAUUUUGGACGCAGUAAUUGCAAGAUUACUGCAGUAAAAAGAAAAUUGUAUUUUGGACACAGUAUUUGCAGCAUACUGGGGUUAUACUGCACUCUAACGACAUUUAUACUACAGUGUACUGCAGUUACUGUACACUGCAGUCUGACUGCACAUUUGUUUCAUAAGGUUGAAGUCUGAAAGCUUUUGAAAUGCUGUCUAUCCCCAGUAGUUAUGUUGUGAAACACAGUAAUGUGUAAUAGCCUACGCUAUGGUAAUGACUUGGAAUUGAAUACAUUUAUCAUGAGACUGCCACCUCAAAUAUACUGUGGAUUUAAUCACAUUUUAUGUGUAUUGAUUGUCAAUUACAUUGUAAAUAUUUAAUUAAACUUUGGAUUGGGUUUAAAUCUUUAUUGCAAUGCACUCGUUCUUUAUUUUGACUUGUUUCUUAGAAAUCCAGUGUCUAAAGUUUCAAAUGAUAGAACAAAGAUAAGCAAGGGUCCUUCUCUCACAGACUGUUGUUUAUCUCCCUGUC
Messenger RNA from Oncorhynchus mykiss (rainbow trout), 4031 nucleotides. RefSeq lists its product as uncharacterized. Gene Ontology annotation, biological process: protein polyubiquitination; proteasome-mediated ubiquitin-dependent protein catabolic process. The record is from RefSeq and is a predicted model, not a curated record. Gene Ontology annotation, molecular function: ubiquitin protein ligase activity; protein binding. Lineage: Eukaryota; Metazoa; Chordata; Actinopteri; Salmoniformes; Salmonidae.